This is a messenger RNA of Anisakis simplex (herring worm), 924 nucleotides long. The record is from the annotation of a GenBank genome assembly. Lineage: Eukaryota; Metazoa; Nematoda; Chromadorea; Rhabditida; Anisakidae.
AUGUGCUAUGUAAGUCAUGCAAAAAGUCGACGCAGACUACGCGUGACCAUAUUCAAACGCACUGUUUUACAGCGUGAUGCAGACGAAACUGUUGAUGCUGUAAACCUUGGUAACACUUCGAACAGUGAAAAAAACGAAACUCUGAGCGAUGCACUGAACGGCACAAUGACGGUCGAUGGAAACAUAACUGAAGGAUCUCCGUCCGGAAAUGACACUUCAUCUGGAUCAAAUAGCACUCUUACAACGGAUGAAAUCAAUGAAGCAUUGGUUGAGAAUACGAAUGCUACGUCGAACGCUACUAGCGAAACGACUAUUCUCGAUGGUACGUCAGAUGUCACUAACGAAACGAAUAUUGUGGAUGGUACGUCGAAUAUCAGUAAUGAAACAACUAAUAUGAAUGAUACGUCAAAUGCCACUAACGAAACGAAUAUUGUGGAUGGUAUCUCAAAUGUCACUAACGAAACGAAUAUUGUGGAUGGUACGUUGGAUGCUACUAACGAAACAAAUAUUGUGGAUGCUACGUCGAAUAUCAGUAAUGAAACAACUAUUGUGAGCAACACCACGAUGGAAAGCUCUUCAAGUGAAAACAUCGNUACGUCGAAUAUCAGUAAUGAAACAACUAUUGUGAGCAACACCACGAUGGAAAGCUCUUCAAGUGAAAACAUCGAAACUACUCCGAUGCCAUCUGUAAGUGAAGAAUCCAACAACGCUUCAGCAAGCAAUUCAACGUCACCAAGCCCAUCGCCAGCCGAUGGCGAAGCGAAGAACGAAGGUAGCACAACAGUCGCAGUCAGCAGUGUUACACUGAGCACCGUGAAUCUUUCUGCGAAGGCUGAUAAUAUUGAUGAUGUUUCAAGUUCAACAGCAAAUCCGAGUCCUUAUAUCAAACACAAAUCGGAAAAUGAUAUCGAACAGUUUACAUAA